AUGAAGGUUUAUUUGGGGCGGCGGGAGGGUGGUGGAUCAUUAAAGGAUACGCGGUUCGUCUCAUUGGGGUUAGACAAAAACGGCCCGCUGUCCGUUACGAGUCGCGUCGAUGCGCGUUCGUGCGAUGUGGAAUCGGGGAUUAAAGUUGCAGUAGGUAGCGCGGCGCGGGAGCAGGUGCGGCGGGGAGUACCGGCUGCACUGCGGUUGCCAUAUCGGCUUCCCAAACACGAAAUCGAAGCGUUGAAAAAUUGCGCUGAGCGUCUUGGAUACGCCCUCCGCAUCGGCGCGAGACUGAGCUACAUACAAAUAAGCCAGCAGGCUGCUCGAGUAACGCCGACUAACGCCAUCAUAGAUUCAAGACUCGUA
Messenger RNA from Brenthis ino (lesser marbled fritillary), 366 nucleotides. The record is from the annotation of a GenBank genome assembly. Lineage: Eukaryota; Metazoa; Arthropoda; Insecta; Lepidoptera; Nymphalidae.